CCAUAAGUGAGAUGCUAUGUAGGGGUCUGAAGAAAAUGGGUGCAUUCAUGCAGACUGUAAUGUGUAUUCCUUCUCCCCGGUGUCGCCACAGAGGGCAACUCUUGGGAUUUUGCCGUGCACGGUGUCUCAGCUGCUGUCUGCUUCUCGAGAGAGUGACAGGACCUUUACAAUCUGCAACUGGGAGCUCAACCAGGUGUCUGUAGUGGGCGUCAUCCGAGGCUCGGCGGCCUUUGUGACAAACAUCCAGUACUCUGUGGACGACAUGACUGGUCCACCUUUAAAUGUGAAGCAGUGGGUUAACACAGAGGCCAGUGCUGCUCCUGGAACAUACGUGAAGGUGACUGGAAGCCUACGCAGUCUGGAUGGUCAAAGGUCAUUGCUCGCAAUGAACAUUCGGUGUAUCGAGGACCUGAAUGAGAUCACGUCCCACAUGUUGGAAGUGGUACGAGCACAUAUGCAGCUUUUUGGAAAGGCAUUUGAUGUGAAUAUGAAUUCCACUGUCAGCCAUGGUGGCAGUGAACAUCCUGAAGAUGUCUUACCAAAUGGUUUGUCCACCAUCCAGGGUCAGAGCGUCCCUGACGUUUCUGAUGAAUGAAGGCAUGUCUUCACAUCCAUUGAUGAGCAUUGUUUCUAGUCAACAGAACAUCAACGGACUAGCUGGAGGCAUCCCAGUCCUGGAUCUGAUCAGGAUGUACACACCACCCACAUUUUUGGAGUGACAUACAUCUUUUUUGGUUAAAUUUAUAAGUUAUGAAUAGUACUGUAGCCAAUGGCUUUGUUUGUCUUGGUGUAAAUAUGUUAUACCCUUAUAGGGCAUAGAAUUACUGCCCCAUGGAUUGCUCGGGCUUCUUUAUGUUUGACCAUGCAGUGUAUUUUUUUAAAUUUAUUUCUAAGUUGUAUAUGUGUGCCAAAUUUGUUGGUACCCUUCAAAUGUUAUGUCAUGUUUGUUGCAUAUAAAGGGACUGUGACUCAUCCGAAU
Messenger RNA from Etheostoma spectabile (orangethroat darter), 979 nucleotides. Its product is annotated as replication protein A 32 kDa subunit-A. The transcript is spliced from 6 exons. Gene Ontology annotation, biological process: nucleotide-excision repair; DNA replication; double-strand break repair via homologous recombination. The record is from RefSeq and is a predicted model, not a curated record. NCBI's taxonomy places the organism in Eukaryota, Metazoa, Chordata, Actinopteri, Perciformes, Percidae. The coding region runs from base 263 to 595 and encodes 110 amino acids. Gene Ontology annotation, cellular component: site of double-strand break; chromosome, telomeric region; DNA replication factor A complex. Gene Ontology annotation, molecular function: single-stranded DNA binding.